AAGUUUGUGAGUAAGUGAUUGUCUGAUAAAUAUUGACAUAUUUGAAAAUUGAUCAGUAGAAACUCUCAGAGAAUAUAUAGGCAUGUAAUGGAUAGGGAAACAUUGGUCUUUAAUCAAGUAGUAUGUAUAAUAUCAUCAUUGAUGUUUACUUUUCAGGAGAUUAUGAUAUUCACCAACUGAAAUAUGGGAGUAAUUAGUCACCUGCCAAGUUAAAUGCGCCAUGAUUAGGAAAUUCAAAGUUGCACAAAGAUUAUUUGAUAUUUCUCGUACCAUCUUACACACAAAGGUUGCAAAAUCUUCUAGAUGUUUAACAGUUAUCACGAAUUAUGUCAAACAAAAUACUGCUGCGUACAUCCCUGUAACAUUUAAUCACCCAAAAAUCCGAAGACUUAAUGAAGCUUUUGUCUUUCCGAACAAACUCUCGUACCCAGAUGUUUAUUCGUGCACCAAGACAAUUCAAGCUUUUGUGAGAAACAAUCGGCUUAACGAUGCCUUGAAGCUGUUCGAGGAAAUGCCGGUUCGGGAUGCAGUUACGUGGAAUUCAAUGAUCAAGGGGUGUUUUGACUGUGGGAAUCUGGAGUCGGGUUUUAAGCUAUUUGAAGAAAUGCCUGAAAGAAAUGUGGUUUCUUGGACAACAAUGAUAAAUGGGUUGUUGAGACAUGGAAGGACCGAAGAAGCAGAGCAAUUGUUUAGAGAGAUGCCUCUGAAGGACGAAGCUGCUUGGAAUUCGAUGAUUUAUGGAUAUUUUAUCAAUGGAAGAGUGGAAGAUGCUGUUAGGUUCUUUCACGAGAUGCCAAGCAGAAGUGUGAUUUCCUGGUCCUCAAUGAUUAAUGGGUUUAAUCAGGCUGGGAAGAGCGAUGACGCAUUAGUUCUCUUCAGGCAGAUGUUGUCUUGUGGUGUUCGGCCUACUUCAGUUACGUUUUCGUCUGUAAUAACAGCUUGUGCAAAUGUAAGAAAUUUACAUCUGGGUGUCAAGAUUCAUGGGCAUGUAGUGAAGCUUGGUUACCUCUCAGACACAUAUGUUACGGCUCCCUUAAUUACAUUCUAUGCACAUUGCAAGGACAUUGAUAGUUGUUGCAAAGUUUUUAAGGAGAAAAUGCAUAGUUCUGUGGUAGUGUGGACGUCUCUCUUAACCGGAUACAGUUUAAAUUGCAAACAUGAGGAAGCAUUGGAAGUAUUUGCUGACAUGUUUAGGUUUGGUGUUCCUCCAAAUCAAUCUUCAUUUACCAGUGCCUUAAAUUCAUGUUGUGAAGUGGAGGCUUUGGACAGGGGAAAAGAGAUUAAUGGAGCAGCUGUCAAGCUAGGACUUGAAACAGAUGUGUUUGUAGGAAAUUCCCUCAUUGUAUUGUAUACCAAGUGUGGGAAUAUUUACGAUGGAUUGUCCAUCUUCAAGGAAAUAGCCGAGAAGAACAUUGUUUCAUGGAACGCGAUAAUUGUUGGAUGUGCCCAACACGGUUAUGGCAUGUGGGCACUAAUCCUUUUUAACCAAAUGAUACGUCACGGAGUGCCACCUGAUGAUAUAACCUUUACCGGGCUACUUUCUGCAUGUAGCCGUUCUGGGAUGUUAGACAAAGGAAGAUGCAUUUUUGAUUUUGUGUCUCGGUAUGGAUCUGUUAAGGUGAAGCUCGAGCACUAUGCAUGCAUGGUGGAUAUCUUAGGACGUGGGGGGAAGUUAAAUGAAGCGGAAGAGUUAGUUAGAAGCAUGCCGAUGGAACCAAAUACAUCUAUUUGGCUAGCUUUGCUUAGUGCUUGUAAGGUGCACUCAAACUUAAACUUGGCUGAAAGAGCUGCAGAAACAAUAUUUAACAUAGAUCCAGAUUGUAGUCCUGCAUAUAUGCUCUUAUCUAAUUUGUAUGCUUUUGCUGGUAGAUGGAGUGAUGUUUCAAGAAUCCGAGGGGUGAUGAAAAGCAGACGGAUUAUGAAAGAGCCAGGACGCAGUUGGGUCACUUUGAAGGGACAUAGGCAUGAAUUUCUUUCUGGAGAUAGGUCUCACCCUAUGACGACUGAAAUAUAUAGAAAACUUGAGUGGAUAGGAGAAAAGAUGAAGGGACUUGGUUAUGUCCCUGACCAAGUGUUUGCUUUACAUGACGUUGAAGAUGAACAAAAGGAAACACUCUUAUUGUAUCAUAGCGAGAGGCUUGCUAUUUGCUUUGCAUUAGUUUGCACAGUUAAAGGAAGUACUAUAAUAGUGAUGAAGAAUCUUCGUGUAUGCGGCGAUUGUCAUUCUGCCAUUAAGCUUAUAGCAAAAGUUGUUCAACGUGAGAUUAUUGUAAGAGAUUCUAGUCGUUUUCAUCACUUCAAAGAUGGAUUUUGUUCUUGUGGUGAUUAUUGGUAAUGCUAGUUCAUCUAUAUCAUGGUCUUGAGAAGGUUCU
Messenger RNA from Cynara cardunculus var. scolymus (artichoke), 2372 nucleotides. RefSeq names its product pentatricopeptide repeat-containing protein At5g46460, mitochondrial. The transcript has a single exon. Gene Ontology annotation, molecular function: zinc ion binding; protein binding; RNA binding. Lineage: Eukaryota; Viridiplantae; Streptophyta; Magnoliopsida; Asterales; Asteraceae. Gene Ontology annotation, biological process: RNA modification. The coding region runs from base 221 to 2335 and encodes 704 amino acids. The record is from RefSeq and is a predicted model, not a curated record.